GGCGAAGUUCGGGCCAGCGCGUGGUUUGUUGUUUGCUCUUUCGCUCCCUGGGAGGUACCUGCGUGCUGGCUUUGCUCGUGCAAAUGCGCAGACCCGCCUUCUCCGUUGUCGCCCUGCUAGGGAGGACUAUGGCGACCGCGCGAGAAGGUUUGGGGAGCAGCAAGAAAGUGGUGGAGUGUUUCUACGACGUCUUGUCUCCAUAUUCCUGGCUGGGAUUCGAGGUUCUCUGCCGGUACCGUCCUAUCUGGAACAUUGAGCUGCGUUUGCGUCCUGUUUUACUUGCAGGCAUAAUGAAGGAGACCGGUAACCGGCCCCCAGCACUGCUGCCCAAGAGAGGAGAGUACAUGGUGAAGGACAUCAUGCGGAUGGCAAAAUUCUACCAAGUGCCUUUGCAACAACCAAAGGAUUUCAUGGGGACUAUGAUUGAGAAGGGGAGCCUUUCUGCCAUGCGUUUCAUCACAGCUGUGGAUAUAGCAGAGCCGCAGUUUCUGGAGUCUGUGUCGAGAGAACUUUGGAUGCGUAUUUGGUCCCGGGAUGAAGAUAUCACCCAGCCAGAAAGUAUUUUGGCCGUAGCAGGGAGAGCAGGGCUACCCUCAGGCAAAGCCCAGAAGCUUCUGGAAAUGAGCACCUCCCCUGAUGUGAAGAAUCGUCUGAAAGCAACAACGGAAGAAGCGCUGAGAUAUGGGGCCUUUGGGAUGCCGUGUUUUGUUUUCCACGUUGACGGUGAGCCUCAGCUGCUCUUUGGUUCAGAUCGUCUAGAGCUGCUGGGAAGUCUUUUGGGAGAGAAGUGGCUGGGUCCCGUUCCUACGUCUUCUAACCUCUAGGUCUAAGGAAUUAUGAGACAUCUAAGCAACAAUUUCUAGUUAGGACAUGUCUUCCUGUCAGCUUCCACAGGAUCAACACAGGAGUGCAGAUGGACAAAUUGCACCUCUUCCGUCCGGAAUAGGGAGACGUAAGGCCACCCCACACCAGCACUAUUCCUGAUAUUAAGAAAGCAACACAGCAAUCAACUCGACAUGCAGUGGAACUCAUGCACACUUGUAUGCGCAUAAUAUGCCUUUGACCUGUGGCGUAGCAGAUAUGUGGAUUUGAAUUACUGUAGUUCUUCGAUUGUAAGACG
Messenger RNA from Elgaria multicarinata webbii, 1120 nucleotides. RefSeq names its product glutathione S-transferase kappa 1 (gene GSTK1). NCBI's taxonomy places the organism in Eukaryota, Metazoa, Chordata, Lepidosauria, Squamata, Anguidae. The transcript is spliced from 9 exons. Bases 84 to 824 code for a protein of 246 amino acids. Gene Ontology annotation, biological process: glutathione metabolic process. Gene Ontology annotation, cellular component: peroxisome; mitochondrion. The record is from RefSeq and is a predicted model, not a curated record. Gene Ontology annotation, molecular function: glutathione peroxidase activity; glutathione transferase activity.